Ustilaginoidea virens is the source of this 1620-nucleotide messenger RNA. RefSeq lists its product as uncharacterized. Gene Ontology annotation, molecular function: RNA binding. The record is from RefSeq and is a predicted model, not a curated record. The transcript has 2 exons. Bases 1 to 1620 code for a protein of 539 amino acids. Gene Ontology annotation, cellular component: U2-type prespliceosome; catalytic step 2 spliceosome; U2 snRNP. NCBI's taxonomy places the organism in Eukaryota, Fungi, Ascomycota, Sordariomycetes, Hypocreales, Clavicipitaceae. Gene Ontology annotation, biological process: mRNA cis splicing, via spliceosome; regulation of alternative mRNA splicing, via spliceosome.
AUGGCUGCAGCUGCGACAAAGCCGGACCCGGCGACGGUCCUGGAUGAGCUCAAGCCUCCCUCCGGGGUCGUUCUGCCGCCACGCGAGAUUCGCAACAUCUUGGAAAAGACGGCCGGCUACGUCGCGCGAAACGGCGCCGUGUUCGAGGAGCGCAUCAGGGACAAGGAGGCACAAAACCCAAAGUUCAGCUUUCUGAACCCGGCCGACGCUUACUUCGCCUUUUACGAAUGGAGGCUGAGCGAGAUCAAGGCCGGACGGGGUACCGACAUUGCGGCUGGCAGAGCCGGCGAAGCGCCAGCCGAGCCUGAAAAGCCCAAAGGUCCCCCCAAGCCUCCCGAUUUCCAGUUCUCCGCUCGCAUGCCGCGCAUCAACCAAAAGGACCUCGAGGUCAUUCGUCUUACGGCCCUCUUUGUCGCGAAAAAUGGCCGGCAGUUCAUGACGCAGCUUGCCCAGCGCGAGACGGCCAACCCGCAGUUUCAGUUUCUGAUACCCAACCACACCUUUCACAUCUUUUUCCAACACCUGGUCGACCAGUAUACGGCGUUGAUAAGAGCCGCCGGCGCCGACGGCGAGGGCGGGAAGCUCCAGGCCGAACUGACGGCCGAGCUGGAGCAAAACAUGCAGGACAAGUACCGGGUCCUCGGCAGGGCGAAACAACGUGCCGAAUACGGCAAGUUCCAAGAGUCGGAGCGGCAAAAGAAGGAGGAGGAAGAGGAAAUGAAGAAGCAGGAAUUCGCGAGGAUUGACUGGGGAGACUUUGUUGUCGUAGAGACAAUCACCUUUAGCGAGGCGGACGAGACGGCCAACCUGCCGCCCCCGACCAACCUUUCCGAGCUGCAGUAUGCGUCCCUCGAAGACCGCAACAAGGCCUCCAUCAGCGCCAACUUGCGAAUCGAAGAGGCCUUCCCUGACGAAGACCUCAGCAACAAUGGUCUUGCCGCCGCGCCGCCAUCCACCCAGACUCUUCCCGUACACCCCGCAUAUGGCGUGCAGCAACAACAGCCUUCGCAUCCGCACCCACAGCCAGGCCAACCGGCCGCCGCUCAAGCAUAUCCCAAUGGCUCCCAGCCACAAAAAGCUGCCCAGGAUGACGAGGAGGCUCGCCGAAUUCAAGAACGUGCCGACGCUCAAGCACGCCUGCAACAAGCGCAGUCGGAAGCCAGAGGCAGCGCGCCACCAAUGAAGAUUCGAGAGAAUUAUGUACCUCGAGCGGCGCAGCGAACCAGCAGCAAGCCUGGAGCCCCGACGGCUCUUUGCCCCAACUGCAAGCAGCAAAUUCCUAUCAACGAGCUUGAGGCCCAUAUGCGAAUUGAGCUCUUGGAUCCGCGAUGGAAGGAACAGAAGGCAGCGGCAGAGUCUCGAUACACGGCAACGAUUACUGGUUCGGAAAUCGCGCAAAACCUCAAGCGCCUUGCCAGCCAGCGCAACGACGUUGUUGAUCCCUCGACUGGGCAGCCCAUCUCGGAAGAGGAACUGGCGAGGAGAAAACGAGCGGCCGUAAACCCGCCAGAGGUGCAGCAGCCAGACAGCAGGCCACACCCGGCGAACCAUCCGCAUAGCGUAAAUGUGGAGGAACAGAUUCGGGCGAUUCAUCAGAAGUUUGCGGCGGACAAGAAGUGA